UAAAACAUUUAAAAAAAGUAAUACUCUGUAAUCCAAGCACAACCUAAAAAACAGUUUGAGGAAUAAACUGCUUUUACCAGAAAGGUAUUCAAAUCAGUUCAAACUAUGAAAAUACGUAUUCAUAUUAAAUACGUCACUGACCAAAAACACCGACUAUUGUGAAAGGGCGGAGGAAGUUUCUGUGACAGACAAAAAAUAAGUGAAAACUAAUUUCUACAAAGAUCUGGAUUUAUUAAAUUAAUCAUGAAUGGCCCAACAAAAAUGUAUCGUAUGAAGCCAAUUGUUGUGCACGAUUUUGCAGUCGAGUUACCGAAGUGUAUGUACCGUAUGAACAAUAUUCACAGCUCAAGAAAUAAGGCUGAUGGCACUGAAGAUCACGUUUCUUUACCGAAUCAAAAAUUGGAUAUUUUCGACCAGGUUAAACAGUUUUUAAAGAAUAGCCAAGGUAUUCCAGGGAUGGCAGAGUUAGAGGCUAAACAAAAUGACAUCCUAAAACAGCUCGAACAGUUGAAGAAACAAAUUCAUUCAUUAAAAUGUGACUUAAACAUCCAAAAUGAUACGAGUUCAAAAGUAAUUCCAAAAGUGGCACAAUGUACAGCUAGUAAACGUACUAAAAACAACAUUCCUAGCACUAUCGUGAUCAAUGCUAAUCCAGACUCACCACCCUAUUCACUAGAAAUUCUUCAAAGACUGUUGCAAAACCAAAUCGCAUUAGUUGUUACGUCCUAUUUACAUUCGACAAUUGCUUCUCUACCAGAUCAAGCUAAUGUUCUGAAAUCAUCCCUAGAAAAUUUCAAAUUGCCAGCUGUAGUACCCGUAGUAAAUGUUUCUCUAAUUUGGAAAAACAUUAGUUCAAAUGUCGAGUUCCUCAUUGCGCAUACUCCUAUCUCCGGCGAAGUGAACUUCCUGCGCUACCUUUCGCGAUCGACAGACACCCAACUUAGCUACGAUUCCGACGUCAAAUCCAACGAAAUAGACUCGCUCCUGGAUCAGUGCUACCUGUUGGUGAGGGCGAAAACGAAAACCGAACGCUCCGAAAUCUUGCAGACUCUGCAAAAGUCGCUGAGCAAGUCGCAGUGGUUGGCCGGUAGAAGCCAGCCCAGCGUGCUCGACGUUGCCGCUUAUUCCGCCGUCAGGCAAUGCCACCUGGCGAAGGACCUCAACGUGGGAUUGGGGAAGUGGUAUGAAAGAAGCCAGGCGCUGGUCACUUCGUGAACGGUUUCGAGAAUAUUUUUAAUAUAAGCUUUAAAAGGAA
Sitophilus oryzae (rice weevil) is the source of this 1255-nucleotide messenger RNA. RefSeq names its product probable aminoacyl tRNA synthase complex-interacting multifunctional protein 2 (gene AIMP2). Gene Ontology annotation, cellular component: aminoacyl-tRNA synthetase multienzyme complex. The record is from RefSeq and is a predicted model, not a curated record. The coding region runs from base 244 to 1215 and encodes 323 amino acids. The transcript is spliced from 4 exons. Lineage: Eukaryota; Metazoa; Arthropoda; Insecta; Coleoptera; Curculionidae.